AUGGCGGUUGAUCGAGAGAGAAUAAGAUUGGAUCAAGAGAAAAUUAGGGUUCAGAAUCUGUUGCAGGGGAUGCAGAAUGUGAUGAAUACUUACAAUUCCAGCUUCAUCACUCCUCCUCUGACUUCUCAGAAUAUAAACUACGGUAUAACUUCUUCAGGCUAUGGUCAGUACAACACACCAAGUGUUAUGCCAGUGUCAUUGCUGGGUAACAAAAGAGUGGAAUGUGAGAAUUUUUCGACACCUUUGGCCAGUCAGGCUAUAACCGGAAAACGAAAGGGUCCUGAAGUUUCAGUAGUAGCUCCUCCGGUAUCUAGGAAACCGCGGACUACUACAGCACAAGAAAAAUCAUAUGCAAAUGAGGCGAAUAAGAUGGCGCAAGCGGAUAAAACAGCUAACAAUUUAUCUUCUCAAACUGUGGCCAAUAACUCAGCUGCAACUAAUGAGUUGAUGACUGGUGAUGUGUCGAAGUGUUUGUUCAAUAAGGCUGAUUCGUCGAUUCCUACUAAUUCGACACCACAAAAACAUGCUUCUUCUCCUGGGAGUGAUAAGUCCAACAGUCCACAGAAAGAACUAGAAGUUACUCCUACAAACUGCCCAAUUGUUACAAAGGAGAGAUUCACAAUCAGCCCUCUCAAACAAAUCACUUCUUAUUCAGUCGAGAGGAGCCAUCUGGUUUCUUCUUCAUCGCCGGUCCAGUCUAAUCUUAAGAUUUCUAAUAGGAGAGACCAUGUGAGAGGAAGGCUCAACUUCGAUGACACUGAUACAGAAAAGUGCUUAGAGGCACCUGCUACUGCUGCACCUUUGGUUGCAACUUCUCCAUCUGGAUCUGAUCCUGAAGUUGAUUUAUUUGACAUGGAUUUAUUUGAUAUGGAGUUCCUGGGUGAAAACUUUUCAAUCUCAGAGAUGCUAGUCGAUUUCGAUCUUGCUUGUGAAGGAAGUACACUAAAUGCACCCAUAGAAACUCCUUCAGGGUUGUCUCCGGAACUAGGGAAUUGUAUUCUCGAGACUGACCAGACCAUGUCGGAAUAUACAACAAUGAAUGAAGUGAUUCAGGGGAAAGACAUGAGCACUCAAGGUGGGAGAUUAUGCCAACUCGUUCAUAGAAAUGCAUACGGAUCUCGAGUCCUGCUACUGUUGGCUCCAAAACACCAAUGCAAGAUCAUCUGUUGA
Arabis nemorensis is the source of this 1170-nucleotide messenger RNA. The record is from the annotation of a GenBank genome assembly. NCBI's taxonomy places the organism in Eukaryota, Viridiplantae, Streptophyta, Magnoliopsida, Brassicales, Brassicaceae.